AUGAAUCGUACCACGUUCCACAAAGGGACCCCUAUGGCCAAUUCAGCUCUCAUCGGUAUAUUGUUGUGUGCUCAAAGAAACUUUUUGAAACCAGUUCGCAUUGCAUGGCAUGAUGGGUCGGAACUGGGGAUGGAGAAGGCCUCCGCGGCCUUCUCCGCAGCCUCUCCAGAAACUUUUAUUUCCCUCGGCGAACGCUUCCGGAAACGUUCAGGCGUUGACGCCUUAAGGAUUGUUGUUUUAGGAUUGACGUCAACCCUAAAACAACAAUCCUUAAGACCUUGUGCUAUGUGCUAG
Molecule: messenger RNA, 294 nt
Organism: Chondrus crispus (carragheen)
Lineage: Eukaryota; Rhodophyta; Florideophyceae; Gigartinales; Gigartinaceae
Exons: 1
Coding region: 1-294 (97 amino acids)
Source: RefSeq, a predicted model, not a curated record